Molecule: messenger RNA, 3198 nt
Organism: Phyllotreta striolata
Lineage: Eukaryota; Metazoa; Arthropoda; Insecta; Coleoptera; Chrysomelidae
Source: the annotation of a GenBank genome assembly
UAUUCGUCUUUUUUUUGUGAAAAAGAACGUGUUUUGGUGUGGUUGUAGAAAUUUUACACAAAUUCUCGUUUGUUAUUUGAAUUAGUGCGAAAAUGGCUUUGCGUGCCCAAUUUGAAAACAACAACGAAAUCGGCGUAUUCGCCAAACUAACCAAUUCUUAUUGUCUUGUCGGAAUCGGCGGUUCAGAAAAUUUCUACAGUAUAUUCGAAGGAGAAUUGGGCGAAACGAUUCCUGUGGUGCACACAUCUCUAGCAGGAUUGAGAAUUAUAGGGCGGAUGUGUGUCGGAAACAAAAACGGUUUAUUAGUACCCAAUUCAACGUUAGACACAGAACUCCAACACAUUAAAAACGCUUUACCGGACAAAAUAAGAGUGCAAAGAGUCGAGGAAAGGCUAUCGGCUCUUGGGAAUGUUAUAGCUUGUAACGAUUACGUUGCAUUGGUUCACCCAGAUUUAGACAGGGAAACUGAAGAAAUAAUUGCAGAUACUCUUAAAGUAGAGGUGUUUAGGCAAACGAUAGCUAGUAACGUUUUAGUGGGAUCCUACUGUGUUCUUAGUAAUCAAGGGGGUUUAGUGCAUCCCAACACGAGCAUCGUCGAUCAAGAUGAAUUGUCUUCUUUACUGCAAGUGCCUUUAGUGGCUGGUACAGUUAACAGAGGAAGCGAAGUAGUAGGAGCAGGUUUAGUCGUGAACGAUUGGUGUGCUUUCGCUGGCAUGGACACAACUUCCACAGAAAUGACCGUUAUCGAAUCCGUAUUCAGACUAAACGAAGCUGCCCCUUCAAACAUAACCUCAGAUAUGAGGGCGAGUUUAAUAGAAAGUAUGUCGUAAGAAGCCGAGGGAGAAGUUUAUUAUUACAAAUUGUUAAACACGACUUAUCGCAACUACAAAUAUUUUUUUUAAUUAAACUAAGAGCCCUUUAAAACGUUUAUUUUCAAUACAAACUUAUGUACAUCUUUGUUUACUAGCACGAUAAAAUUACUCGCUUUUAUUAUUACACGGUUUAAAGUACAUGAUCAAUCUACCUAAAAUCGCGACGUUGGCACAGAAAAAAGAUACGCCCUGUACCCAAAUAAAUAUGAACGUAUUUUGCCCUUGGAAUUCCAAUAAGUACGCCGGCAACAGCCAGACCAAUUGAGCGACGUACCAAAUGCAAAGAAGCAGGAACGCCAUUUUUUUCCGUAAUUGAAUUUGCCACAAACACACCGGCAAUAUUGCCAUCACCCACACGAAAUACUGCGAUGUUAACACGCUGUUGUAAAUAACGAAUACAAUAGUUUGUGUGAGUACAGCGAAAUUCAACGAAAACCGAUUUAAACCGUACCUAGCCGAGAAUACUAACAUUAAAACUAACUGAGGUAAGACCAUCAGCACCUUCUGCCAGUAGCCGAUGUUUUUAACCCAGGCUGUUAGGUAUUGCAAAUAGAAGUACAGGGAAAAAUUGUGCUUGGGAUCUUUACGAACGAAAUGAUAAAUGUACGUUUCGUACAAAAACUUGUAACCAAACAGAUUGUAAAAUACAAAAGUCAAGCUUGACAGGGAUACGAUACAACCAAAAACUAACUUUAACUGCUCAAAAUUAGGCACUAAAUAUAAGAGGUAUUCUUUUUUAAAUAUUGUCUUUUUUUCUUUAGUACUUUGAAGUACUAGUUUGUGUUCCUUUUGCACUAAAGUGUUAUCUACAUUUUUCAGUACAUUCGUAUUUUCAUUAGCUUUAAUGGCAUUGAAAAUUACUCUAAAUUUUCUACGAUCUUCGGUAGUAUAGUAAGCGUACUUGCUCAAAAACAUGAAAAACGUGAUGCUGUAUAUGAUGGGGUACAAUCGAAAAUGAAUUGAAAUCCCGUGAAUGAUACCGGCUGUAAAAGAAUACCUCUUGCAUUGCAAUAGAUAGAGGGUGAAAAGGACGAAAAACCCUGCGAUAGUAUCACAAUUCCCUCUAGUACCUAUAGCUAUAGUCAUUGGGUUGUACAGCCACACGAUCAUGGCUAAAUCAGAUGAAUAAUCGGUGUAAUUUUUACAAUGAUUUUCUGUGUUUGAUGGUAGAUUCUUUUUAUUGGAGAGACGUUGUUUUUUCCUGUUUUUGUUAUUGAAUCUUUUAUUUUUCCCAUUAUCUUCGAUUUUAGGUAAUUUGCAGUCAUUUUGCUUGUAAAUAUCGUAAUCUUUAAUAUUGUUUUUGACGAUUAAUCGAAUUAAAAUGGCUACAACUAUAUCUACACAACAGAAUAAUACCUUUCCAAAACUAGGAUGGAAAAGUACAUUAGGAAUUAGUAUAAUAGCAAUUAAAGGACUAUAGCGAUAAGUGUGUCGAUCAUACGGCGAAUUACCUUCAAGUAAGUGCCUUGAAGCAUCAGUAAACACCUUAUAAUCAAUAUCAGUAUAUUUCAAUUUGGAUAAUUGAUCGUGAUAGUUUCCAUAACUAAUUAACAAUAAUCUAAAAACUAGUGAAACUAGCAAAUGCUUUUUGUAAUCGACAUUCACGAAUUUUUCCCAAUAAGAACCCAUUUUAUCCCCGAGUUUAAAUCCUGGUUUUCAGAGAACUAGCCGCCUUCUGCAAGCAACUCUUAAAGUCCAUGAACUCCUUUUUGCAAUCGUUCAAACUAACAUUGUCCCUUUUCAAUACACAUGUAGCAUAGUGAGACGCCUCUUUACCACACUUUGCCAAUAACAAAGGAUACUGCCUAUACCUUUGUUUAGCCUUUUGAACCGCAUCCAUUACUGCUUAGUUUUUGCCGAAUUUCGAUUUCUUCGUUUGCACAAGCUCAUUGAAGUCGAGCGGUUCUUGAAACCAAAAGUCGUAUAUGGGCUUCGAGAAAAAUAUGAGCAAAGAAGGCACAGUUAUAACCGUAAAGAUUAAUUUCGGGUAUUUGUAUAUGAAACUUCUCCUUCUAGUGGCAGCCGCUUUCGUUGCUAUGUUUUCGAUGUUGUAGUUUAUUUUAUUUUCUCUGUCGUUCAUUUUGAUCGUCUGUUUCAGUAUCCAAGUUCAUUCCUUGACACACGUAACUGAGGUUCUUCCACUUUCUACAGCACUCUUUCAUAUCAUUAAUGACGCUCGUGCAUUUGGAUUCCUGGAAGUUGUUCUCUUAAAAACAAACUUGGAUUCUACAAGCGAAUGGUUUACAGGGAUCUUUUCCCGACAUGAAUUAUAUUAUAUAAAAAAGAUUUAAUUUUCAACAAUUACCAUUUACUUGCCGAUUUUUCC